This is a messenger RNA of Ochotona curzoniae (black-lipped pika), 2258 nucleotides long. It is a transcript of the gene WDR91, whose product is annotated as WD repeat domain 91. Gene Ontology annotation, biological process: early endosome to late endosome transport. The record is from RefSeq and is a predicted model, not a curated record. Bases 21 to 2255 code for a protein of 744 amino acids. Gene Ontology annotation, molecular function: protein binding; phosphatidylinositol 3-kinase regulator activity. NCBI's taxonomy places the organism in Eukaryota, Metazoa, Chordata, Mammalia, Lagomorpha, Ochotonidae. The transcript has 15 exons. Gene Ontology annotation, cellular component: extrinsic component of endosome membrane; early endosome membrane; late endosome membrane.
CUCCAGGCGCUGGCGCAGCGAUGGCGGAGGCGGUAGAGCGCACGGACGAGCUGGUCCGCGAGUAUCUGCUUUUCCGCGGCUUCACGCACACGUUGCGGCAGCUGGACGCCGAGAUCAAGGCGGACAAGGAGAAGGGCUUUCGGGUGGACAAGAUUGUGGACCAGUUGCAGCAGUUAAUGCAGGUGUACGACCUGGCUGCCCUGCGGGAUUACUGGAGCUACCUGGAGCGGCGGCUCUUCAGCCGCCUGGAGGACAUCUACAGACCCACCAUCAACAAGCUGAAGACCAGCCUGUUCCGCUUCUAUCUUGUCUACACCAUCCAGACGAACAGAAACGACAAGGCCCAGGAGUUCUUCGCGAAGCAGGCCACGGAACUCCAGAACCAGGCCGAGUGGAAGGAUUGGUUUGUCCUCCCCUUCCUGCCAUCCCCAGACACCAACCCCACCUUUGCCACCUACUUCUCUCGACAGUGGGCAGACACCUUCAUCGUGUCCCUGCACAACUUCCUCAGCGUCCUCUUUCAGUGUAUGCCAGUCCCUGUGAUCCUGAACUUUGACGCUGAGUGCCAGAGGACCAACCAGAUUCAAGAGGAAAAUGAAGUUCUGCGGCAGAAGCUUUUUGCGCUGCAAGCUGAAGUCCACCGGCUGAAGAAAGAGGAGCAUCAGCCGGAAGAGGAAGAGAUCUUGGUGCAGCACAAAUUGCCUCCUUACGUCUCCAAUAUGGACCGCCUGGGGGACUCUGAGCUAGCCAUGGUGUGCAGCCAGAGGAGCGCCUCCCUCUCCCAGUCACCACGGGUGGGCUUCCUGUCCUCGCUGCUGCCCCAGAGUAAGAAGAGCCCUUCCCGGCUGUCCCCGGCCCCAGGUCCCCCUCAGGCUCAGAGCUCGGCCAAGAAAGACUCCUUCAGCACUCAGUCCAUCAAGGGGAAGGACCCAGGCCCUGGAGCCAAGGAGGGGAAGAGCCUCCUGGGUGGGCUGGCCCCUGUGGAGUCAAGCUGGGCCCAGCACCGGCAGCGGCGCCUGCAGGACCACGGCAAGGAGAGGAAGGAGCUGUUUUCUACCACAUCUUCCCAGCCCCAGGCUGCAGAGAAGAAGCCAGAAGCUAGUGGCCCAGAGGCCGAGCCCUGCCCGGAGCCCCCCAUGGAGCCUGUGGGGCCACCGACACGGGUGUCCAUGGCUGGCACGGAGGGUGGAGGAGCCCGCCCCGAGCAGCCCUUCAUCGUGCUGGGGCAGGAGGAGUACGCUGAGCACCACUCGUCCAUCAUGCACUGCAGAGUGGACUGUUCAGGGAGGAGGGUCGCCAGCCUCGACGUGGAUGGUGUCAUCAAAGUGUGGUCCUUCAACCCCAUCAUGCAGACCAAAGCGUCCUCCAUUUCCAAGUCACCGCUGCUGUCGCUCGAGUGGGCCACCAAGCGGGACAGGCUGCUCUUGCUGGGCAGUGGCGUGGGCACCGUGCGUCUCUAUGACACAGAGGCCAAGAAGAACCUCUGUGAAAUCAACAUCAACGACGAUAUGCCCAGAAUCCUGUCUCUCGCGUGCAGCCCCAGCGGGGCAUCCUUCGUCUGUUCAGCUGCGGCUCCAAGCCUCACUGCCCAGGUGGACUCCUCGGCCAAGGGCAUGAACCAGGUUCCAGGCAGACUGCUGCUGUGGGACACGAAGACCAUGAAGCAGCAGCUCCAGUUCUCCCUUGACCCAGAGCCCAUUGCCAUCAAUUGCACAGCCUUCAACCACAAUGGGAACCUGCUGGUCACGGGAGCGGCCGAUGGCGUCAUCCGGUUGUUUGACAUGCAGCAGCAUGAGUGUGCCAUGAGCUGGCAGGCCCACUGCGGGGAGGUGUACUCUGUGGAGUUCAGCUACGACGAGAACACCGUGUACAGCAUUGGCGAGGAUGGCAAGUUCAUCCAGUGGAACAUCCACAAGAGCGGCCUCAAGGUGUCUGAGUACGGCCUCCCCUCCGACGCCACAGGCCCCUUUGUCCUGUCCGGUUACAGCGGCUACAAGCAGGUGCAAGUGCCGCGGGGCCGGCUCUUCGCAUUUGACUCCGAGGGCAACUACAUGCUGACGUGUUCUUCCACGGGGGGCGUCAUCUACAAGGUAGGUGGCGAUGAGAAGGUUCUGGAGAGCUGCCUGAGCCUGGGCGGCCACCGGGCCCCCGUGGUCACCGUGGACUGGAGCACAGCCCUGGACUGCGGCACUUGCCUCACAGCCUCCAUGGAUGGCAAGAUUAAGCUGACCACACUGCUGGCUCACAAGCUCUGAUGG